GUAACCGAACGAUGACGUUUCUGUCCGAAGCGAGGCUUUUUGUAUAAAAUAAAAAAAAGGAACGAAAGAAAGAUCAGCUGGCAGUAUGUAUGGCUUUGUGAAUCACGCCUUGGAGCUUCUCGUUUUGAGGAAUUACGGACCGGAAGUGUGGGAAGACAUCAAGAGGGAAGCUCAACUGGAUAUCGAGGGCCAGUUCCUCGUUCGAAUCAUUUACGAUGACACCAAAACGUACGAUCUUGUUGCCGCGGCCAGCAAAGUUCUCAAGAUCGAUGCAGGAGACAUCCUGCAGAUGUUCGGGAAGAUGUUCUUUGAGUUUUGCCAGGAGUCGGGAUAUGACACCAUCUUGCGGGUGCUGGGAUCAAACGUUCGUGAAUUUCUUCAGAAUUUGGACGCCCUCCACGAUCACCUGGGCACCAUCUAUCCCGGCAUGAGGGCUCCCUCGUUCCGUUGCACCGAUGCGGAGAAGGGCAACAACCUAAUCCUCCACUACUACUCGGAGCGAGAAGGCCUGCAGGACAUCGUGAUUGGCAUCAUUAAAACGGUCGCGCAGCAGAUCCAUGGCACGGAGAUAGAGAUGAAGAUGAUCCAGCCCAAAAGCGAAGAGUGCGACCACAUCAAGUUCCUGAUUGAGGAAAAGGACUCGGAGGAAGAGGCCUUCUAUGAAGACCUGGACGGCUUCGAUGAGAACGGCACGCAGGAGACGCGCAUCAGCCCGUACACCUUUUGCAAGGCCUUCCCCUUCCACCUGAUGUUUGACAAAGACCUGAUGCUCACGCAGUGCGGCAACGCCAUUUACCGAGUGCUGCCUCAGCUCCAACCCGGUGCCUGCAUCCUCCCGUCAGUUUUCUCCCUUGUCCGCCCACACAUUGACUUCAGCUACCAUGGCAUUCUGUCCCACAUCAACACGGUUUUCGUCCUGCGAAGCAAGGAGGGUCUGCUAAAUGUGGAGACGGUGGAGAACGAGGACGAGCUGACUGGGGUGGAAAUCAGCUGUCUGCGGUUAAAAGGACAGAUGAUUUAUUUGCCCGAAGCCGAGAACAUCCUCUUUCUUUGCUCGCCCAGUGUGAUGAACUUGGACGACCUGACACGACGGGGCCUGUACCUGAGCGACAUCCCGUUGCACGACGCCACGCGAGACCUCGUGCUGCUAGGAGAGCAGUUUCGCGAGGAGUACAAGCUGACCCAGGAGCUGGAGAUACUCACCGACCGGCUGCAGCACACACUUCGGGCCCUGGAAGACGAGAAGAAGAAAACGGACAGGUUGCUGUACUCCGUCCUCCCACCGUCCGUCGCCAACGAGCUGAGACACAAGCGGCCCGUCCCGGCUAAGCGCUACGACAACGUGACCAUUCUUUUCAGCGGCAUCGUGGGCUUCAACACCUUCUGCAGCAAGCACGCCUCCGCCGAGGGAGCCAUCAAGAUCGUCAACCUGCUCAACGACGUUUACACCCGAUUCGACAUCUUGACCGACUCGCGGAAGAACCCUUACGUCUACAAGGUGGAGACGGUGGGCGACAAGUACAUGACGGUGAGCGGCUUGCCUGAGCCGUGCACGCACCACGCCAAGUCCAUCUGCCACCUCGCGCUCGACAUGUUGGAGAUCGCCGGACAAGUCAAAGUGGACGAUGAACCUGUGCAGAUUACCAUCGGGAUUCAUACGGGAGAGGUGGUGACCGGUGUGAUUGGCCAGCGGAUGCCCCGGUACUGCCUCUUUGGUAACACAGUCAACCUCACCAGCCGCACGGAAACCACCGGUGAAAAGGGAAAAAUCAAUGUUUCAGAAUAUACUUACAGAUGCUUGCAGUCCGCCGAGAACGCCGAUCCUCAGUUCCACCUGGCGUACCGAGGUCCCGUCACCAUGAAGGGCAAGAAGGAGCCCAUGAAGGUGUGGUUCUUGUCCAGACAGGAAGUCCACUGAUACGUCUUUGACUCUUAAUUCAUAAAAUGGAGUGAGUAGCGUUAAAUAACACGGUUUUGAUAUGACACAAAGGUUGUUUAUAUGAAAUGGUGCCAUUGUGCUUUGCCACACUAUAACAUACAGAACAGUAUUUACGGCAUCUAUUUUAACGUGCACAAAUUGAUUAGUUUGAGUCGUAGUAGCUCCCGCCAAACACACCCACAGUGGAAUCUUUAUGAACUAUGUUUUAAAAAAAAAUUGUGCACUCUAUUUAGGCUAUAUCAACAAGUUGGUGGAUCAUGUGUUUUUUCCCCAUAGGUUAUUGUGAAAUUUUAAUAUAUUUCCUUUCUUCCUCAUUCUAAGUGGACAUUUUUUUAUCCUUUUAAUUGUAAAAUAUGAUCUAUUAGCACUUGUUUAAGCACUUCCACUAUGGACACUAUUUGAGUUGAAUGUGCUCACUUGUCACAAUUUUAAGCACAUGUUUUCCAAUUGGUUAGAAUAAUGAUCAUGUUCAAUUUAGUUCAUUGAAGACUCUAAAAUGGCCAUGGCUCUGAAUGAUAUUGUCUGACGAGAUCCAAGAUGGGAUAAACUUCAGCUCAUAUGCGACAAAAAAAGAGGACAAGUAUAGAAAUGGAGGGAUGGAUCAUGUUAGCGUGUUGUAAAAAUGGCACACAACUUACUUCUUACUAUUGCAGUGUUAAUUCAAACCUUGUACAGACACAUAUUUCUUGGUUUUAUGACUUAUUUCGCUGUAUUAUUGUAUAUCCCUUCUGGAAAAUUCCCCAAAUAAAUAUUUUAACUCAUC
Messenger RNA from Syngnathus acus (greater pipefish), 2702 nucleotides. RefSeq names its product guanylate cyclase 1 soluble subunit beta 1 (gene gucy1b1). The coding region runs from base 86 to 1918 and encodes 610 amino acids. Gene Ontology annotation, molecular function: heme binding; guanylate cyclase activity. The record is from RefSeq and is a predicted model, not a curated record. The transcript has 13 exons. Gene Ontology annotation, biological process: cGMP biosynthetic process; response to oxygen levels. Gene Ontology annotation, cellular component: guanylate cyclase complex, soluble. NCBI's taxonomy places the organism in Eukaryota, Metazoa, Chordata, Actinopteri, Syngnathiformes, Syngnathidae.